AUGAGUACUCUGACAACUACCACCUCAUUUCAUUGUAUAUUCAGAUCGAUUUAUAUUAGACAAUUGAUAUUCAAUCAUAUCAAUGAUAUAUCAAAUCGAUUGGCUGGUAGAAAAGGUAAAGAUAGAGACCAAAUACUACCUGAAAGAAGACAAAGAGUGAUUAGUGAAUACUGCUGUCACCAAAGUGCAACAUCGGAUACACUAGAACAUCUAGUGGAAUGGUGUCAAGUUGACUUUGAUUGGGAGUAUUUAAAUAGAAAGAAUGGUUAUGCAAUAGACAAUCAAGAUGUAUUAGAGUAUCUUAUCAAGAGAUAUCCUUCCAUGGGAAAUAGUACCACCUCUUUUCUAGUUGAAGCAAUGAACACUGCAUGCGAAAAUGGAUAUCUCUCAACUGUCAAAUUGAUAGACUCUAUAAAAGAUGUACAAUUAGAUCUUAAAGAAACGCAAACAGCAAUGUACACUGCUUGUUGUUAUGGAUUCAUUGAUAUUGUAAAAUAUUUACACGAGAAUAGAACUGAAGGAUGUAGUUCAGAUGCAAUUAUAAGUAAACUAAGUUGUAAUAAUCGAACUGAAGGUGCAUCAACAAAGGCUAUGGAUUGGGCAUCUGAAUAUGGCCAUUUAGAUAUUGUUAAACAGCUAAAUCCAUUUUUGUUGAAAGGUGGCUACUUGGAUGUUGUCAAGUUCCUUUAUAAACAUCGUAGUGAAUGUGUAUCAACCUCUGCUGUGCAUUGGGCAGUUGCAAAUGGUAGUACAGAAAUUAUAAAGUUCCUUGAAAAAUAUCUGGAUAUGGAAACAGAAUCGAAAAAUGUAAAUGAAAUUAUAUUUCAAAAAGUAUUAAAAUCAAAAGUAAUCAAUAAUAAUAUUUGGAAACAGGUUAGAGAAAUUCAUCAAAUGUUGGGAUUGGAAACAGUUAAAUAUAAUUCUGACAAUGUAGAUUUCUGGGCAUCGAAUCGUUACUUUGACCAUUGUACCGAGAAAUAUUUACAAUUUAAAUAUGUGUCAAGACAGAUGAUUACAUUUCUUCGUCGUCUCAAAGACAGUGACGUCGAGUUGGUUGAUAGCUUGGUCAAUCUCAACAACCUUCAAGAUUUUCAAAGUUCUAGGGUCAUUGAUGAAACCAUUGCUAGUGGAUCAUUUGAGGUAGUUCGUCAUCUCCACCAAAGAGGAUUUAAUUGGUCAAUAUAUGGUUUUAAAUUGGCAAUCAUCUUGGGUCACGUCGAUAUCUUGAAAUACAUAAUCGAGUAUUCCAACCCAAUCACCAAGCAACCCCUCGAAUCUGUCUACUCUGAACCAAAGUCAGAGGCUGUUAGUCUAUUGCCUUUUAAUCCACUUAGAACUACUCUCUGUCUAAACAUCUCGACAAAUAUGUUACAACAAGGGUUGUUUAUUGGCCAAACAUUAUAA
Molecule: messenger RNA, 1404 nt
Organism: Cavenderia fasciculata
Lineage: Eukaryota; Evosea; Eumycetozoa; Acytosteliales; Cavenderiaceae
Exons: 7
Coding region: 1-1404 (467 amino acids)
Molecular function (GO): protein binding
Source: RefSeq, a predicted model, not a curated record